Messenger RNA from Halichondria panicea, 1560 nucleotides. RefSeq names its product gamma-enolase-like. The record is from RefSeq and is a predicted model, not a curated record. NCBI's taxonomy places the organism in Eukaryota, Metazoa, Porifera, Demospongiae, Suberitida, Halichondriidae. Gene Ontology annotation, molecular function: magnesium ion binding; phosphopyruvate hydratase activity. Gene Ontology annotation, cellular component: phosphopyruvate hydratase complex. Bases 138 to 1445 code for a protein of 435 amino acids. The transcript has 6 exons. Gene Ontology annotation, biological process: glycolytic process.
GACCUUUGUACCUCAUAUCCUAAGUACAUACGUACAGAGCAUUGCAGGGGCAGCGUACUAAUUUGCAGUUUGCAAGCUAACCGAGACAGUUGCAGCCAAUUAACCAAGCCUCAGCCGUUCCCUACUAGACUAUCAAGAUGUCAGGAGUCUCCAAAGUCCAUGCCAGAGAAAUCUUGGACAGCCGUGGCAACCCCACUGUAGAGGUAGAACUAACCACCUCCAAGGGAGUCUUCCGUGCUGCCGUACCUUCAGGCGCAUCAACCGGGAUCUACGAAGCUCUCGAAUUGAGAGACAAAGAUCCAAAACGAUUCCUCGGAAAAGGCGUCUUAAAAGCCGUCGACAACGUUAAUUCGAUUAUUGGACCUGCUCUGAUCUCCAAUAACAUAGACGUGACACAACAGACAGCAGUCGAUAAAAUCAUGCUUGAUCUUGACGGAACUGAGAAUAAGAGUAAACUUGGAGCUAACGCGAUUCUUGGUGUGUCCUUGGCUGUGUGCAAGGCUGGAGCUGCUCACAAAGGUGUACCUCUGUAUCGCCACAUUGCAGACCUAGCUGGAAAUAAAGAAGUGAUUCUACCUUGCCCUGCUUUCAAUGUGAUUAACGGAGGCAGCCAUGCCGGGAAUAAGCUGGCCAUGCAGGAGUUCAUGAUACUUCCCACUGGGGCGUCCUCGUUCCGUGAGGCACUGCGUAUGGGGUCUGAGGUGUACCACACUCUCAAGGGGGUCAUUAAGAAUAAGUAUGGCCAGGAUGCCACCAACGUUGGGGCCGAGGGCGGCUUUGCUCCCAAUAUACAAGAGAACAGGGAAGGACUGGAGCUGCUCAAAGAAGCCAUUGCUAAGGCCGGCUACACUGGCAAGAUACAAAUCGGCAUGGAUACAGCGGCCUCUGAGUUCUACAAGGAUGGGAAGUACGACCUAGACUUCAAGAACCCUGCCUCUGACCCAUCAAAAUGGCUGACUGGCAAAGAACUUGGAUCUCUCUAUCACGAGUUUAUUGACAAUUAUCCGAUUGUGACGAUCGAGGAUUGCUUUGAUCAAGAUGACUGGGACAACUGGACGGAGUUUACGGCUAGUACGGAUAUACAGAUUGUGGGUGAUGACCUCCUCGUGACAAAUCCCAAGAGGAUUAAGACUGGGAUUGAGAAGAAAGCUUGCAACGCUCUACUGCUGAAGGUGAACCAGAUUGGGAGUGUGACUGAGUCCAUUGAGGCGUGUCGUAUGGCCCAGGGUAAUGGGUGGGGUGUCAUGGUGUCACAUCGCAGUGGAGAGACAGAGGACACGUUCAUUGCUGACCUCGUAGUAGGUCUCUGUACUGGACAAAUCAAAACUGGUGCUCCGUGUCGCUCGGAGAGACUGGCCAAGUACAAUCAGUUACUGAGGAUCGAGGAGGAACUGGGGAAGGGUGCAAAGUUCGCUGGAGAGAAAUUCCGCAAUCCUCUAUCGUAAAGAUGAACAAUUAAUGAAACGUUAUCAGUAGUAUUGUCAACUAGCUCGAAAUUCUUUAGUUUGUAGUUUUGUGUAAUUUGUGAGAUCUGACCUCGAGAUUGUAUUGAGCAAUGAA